Molecule: messenger RNA, 1398 nt
Organism: Acanthamoeba castellanii str. Neff
Lineage: Eukaryota; Discosea; Longamoebia; Acanthamoebidae
Exons: 13
Coding region: 1-1398 (465 amino acids)
Biological process (GO): DNA replication
Molecular function (GO): DNA binding; DNA-directed DNA polymerase activity
Source: RefSeq, a predicted model, not a curated record
AUGGCCGUCGAUAUCGAUCAAGCGCGACGCAUUCAGCGAUACUAUGAGAAGAAGCUCUACGACGCUACUGCCCAGCUGGUUGAGAACCCGGACUUUGAAGGAAUGUUUCACGAGGACAAGAAGAAGGCUAAGUUCCGGGAGGGCCAAGGCGAACCGGGCGCUCCCCCCAGCGGAGAACACCAGACGGAGAAUGGCGGUGAAGACGAUGGCGAUGGCGACGAAGCACCAGCGAAGCUGCUUGAGAACUCGGAGAGGCCCAUGCCUAAGACGGCGAUCCGAAACACCUUUUCCACCGCCACCAAGACCUGGCUGCAAUAUGCCGAGUAUCAUCCCUUCAUCCGUAGCUGGGUCGAGAUGGACCGGGCGUCGCGUCACCUGGCGUUCCUCGACCAUCUACGGACGCCGCGCAAGGGCGGGUUCCGCGAGAUGUUUCGAGCGUCGGAGGGGCGCCUCAUCCUCUCCGUCGACUACGACUUCAUCGAGCUGUGCACGCUCGCUUCCGUGUGCGAAGCGCGCUACGGCUAUUCCAACCUAGCCGAGGUCAUUCGCAAGGGCGUGGACCCGCAUUCCUUCACGGCGUCCAUGUUCGAGGGCGUGGAACUGGCCCAGUUCAUGUCGUGGAAGGACAGCGCUGACGGCGAGCUGCGCACCAAGUUCACGACCCUCCGACAGAGAGCCAAGGAGUAUGCCAAAACGGCCUACAACGUGGAGCUCAGCUACCCAGAGGCGGUGUUUUUCAAGAAGCGGCUGACCAAGGAGGUCUACCCCGAGCUGCACAAGUAUCUGCGGGAGCGCGAGUUCGCUGUGGUGGCGCAUAACCUGCAGUGCACGUGGGAAGAGUGCAUUCCGGCGCUGGCUCUCAAGGCUCCUCGAGUCAUGAGCAAUGCGGUGAAAAACUUGAUCCGCGGCCGCACGCUCAAGCUGACGGAGAGGCACAAAAGCGACGUCGAGUGGCAGAACAAGAUCAGCAAGAUGAUCGAGGCCAGCAACAACGUCGGCAGCGACAAACUCUUCAGCCGGAUCUUCGGUAGCAGCGUCACGACGCUCACGGGCCGGGUGCGCGGCUUCGUGACCUUCACCCAAGCCUGCAACACUCCGUUUUCUGGCCUGGCUGCGGAUGGCGCCAAGCUCGCCAUGUGGAAUCUGUACAUGGUCGGCUAUCGCAUUAUCGGUUUCAUUCAUGACGAGUCGCAUGCGCACCAGAUUCUGGUGGAGAUCGACGAGGACAGUGACUGGACGGCCGAGGCGCAGAUGGUGGAGCGCAUUGUGUGCGAGGCCAUGCAGGAGCUCAACGGCACCAUCCCCAUCUCGUGCUCCUUCGCCCUCUCGCGCUUCUGGUCCAAGAGCGCCGAGGCUGUCUACGACGACAAGGGCCGACUCACCGUGUGGAAGGCCUAA